Messenger RNA from Blepharisma stoltei, 705 nucleotides. The record is from the annotation of a GenBank genome assembly. NCBI's taxonomy places the organism in Eukaryota, Ciliophora, Heterotrichea, Heterotrichida, Blepharismidae.
AUGCCAAAAGUAGAAGACGUCCCUGAAGAGCAGAAGCAGGAAACACAGGUCACUGAAGAAAAGCCAGCCGAAGAGACCUCUCACACUGAAGAAAAGCACGAGCACUCCCACGAGGGUCACUCUCACGAAGGCCACUCUCACGAAGGCCACUCCCACGAAGGCCACUCCCAUGAAGGCCAUUCUCACGACCACGACCACGACCACCCACACACUCACGGAGAAGGUCACAAGAGUGACGAAGAAGGCGAAGAAGGAGCUGCAGGCAAACAAAGCAGAGGCGAAAAGAAAUGCAGAAAAGCCAUGCAAAAACUCGGCCUUAAGCCAGUCCCAGGCAUUAACAGAGUGACCAUGAAGAGAGCCAAGAACAUGCUCUUCAUUGUAGAGAACCCUGAAGUCAUGAAAAGCCCUAACGCUGACAUCUACGUCGUCUUUGGCGUCGCCAGAUUUGAAGACUUAAAUCAAAUGCAGGCAGCUGCUGCAGCUAAAGAUUUCGCUGCUGAACAGCCUAAGAAAGAAGAAGUCCCAGUUGAGCCUAUCAAAGAAGACGUAGCAGGAGAAGAAGAAGGAGACUUAGACGAGACCGGCCUCAAGGCUGAAGAUAUCACCACCAUCAUGAACCACUGCAAAGUUAGCAAGAACAAGGCUAUUAAGGCUCUGAGAGAAGCUAACGGAGACACUGUUGAUGCUAUCCUUAAACUUAGUUAA